This is a messenger RNA of Melanaphis sacchari, 768 nucleotides long. RefSeq lists its product as uncharacterized. NCBI's taxonomy places the organism in Eukaryota, Metazoa, Arthropoda, Insecta, Hemiptera, Aphididae. The transcript is spliced from 6 exons. The coding region runs from base 1 to 768 and encodes 255 amino acids. The record is from RefSeq and is a predicted model, not a curated record.
AUGGACUAUCUCAAACACGUAUUUGGAAUAUUAACACUUCAAACUGGCACAAUUUUAUUGAGUUCAAUGUUUAUCACGAUGGCUAUAAAUGUUUUAUUAGUGAACAUAUUGGCAUUUGAUACAGAAGCGCGACUAGCCUGGAUUGUUAUGUUCUUGUUUAUUGGUUACAUGAUCGUGAUUUGGUUAAUAUCUUUUUAUGGCGCAUAUAAAGAAUCGCAGUGCGGGAUUACCACAGCGACUAUCUUGUGGACAAUUUAUAUAAUAAUUUGGUUAAUAUUGGUAAUUUUUUCAUUUAUAAAUGCACAGGCUAUUUGUCUUGAGGAUAGAUGUCCAGAUGUACUAUGGUUGUUAAGUAAUCCUUGGCAUGAAGAAAAGAGAGAAUGUAAUAAGAUUUUACAAAAUUCUUCAAAAAAUAACACACGAUCCUUAUAUGAAAAAACCAACAAACCUCAAAUAUAUGAUGAUAUGAUAAAAAGUGAGACGAAAAAUGAAAGGAAGCAACUUGCAACUACAAUUAGCAUUUCAAAUCAUGCGACAGUACCAUUUGCGAAGUUUGAAAAAUAUGAAAAUCGUUCUGAAAUCGAAACUUAUGAAGAAAAAUUAUUACUUAAAAAAUGUAUUGAAAUGCCCAUAGUACAAAAUAAAAAAGGACGUUUAUAUGUAUCAAUAAUAGUUUUAAUACUAUAUUUAUUAUUAAUAUGUUUUUCUUGGACGAUUCUAAUAAGUUAUCGAGAAGAAAUCAUACUCCAGAAAAAUCUCAACAUUUAA